AUGGCCUUACCAUCCACCUACCAUCUCAAUCAUUCCCUACCCAAUCGAUCACCGACUCAACGACCUCGUUCCUUAUCUUUAUCAGAGUAUCAACCCCUAAACUUCGAUCGAGAUGCUUUGGAAUCAGCAUACCAGCAAUCGCUCAAUCUCCCUUCGAGCCAUUCAAGCUCUCUCACUGGACACUCCGCGUCCAACUCAUUCAGCUUCAAAGGACUAAGUACCGAGACGCACAAUACUACCGCCACGGGCAGCUCCGAUGAUAUGUUGACACAUCCAAAAGGAGCUUUUGCCGGUGUAGGAGCAGGACAUACACUCACACCACCUCAAUCACCAAUACAUAAAGCUACCUCCAAACUUAAUCAGGCAACAUUGUUAUCACCUAUACCUUCUACUCCAAUUGAUAGACCACCUACACCACCUCCACGUCCUAAUGAUGAGGAACUUCCCGAAACUACCUUCCAACCCCCACCUCAGCCACGUCUCCCACCCAGACCUGCUCUCAGACAGAAACCGAGUCCACCGAGUUUAACGAUGAGACGUAGUCAGUCGGAAGUGGAUAUGAUAGGACAUCAACAGUGGGAUGGAGCAAACGAGUACAUCGAAGGUGAUGGGCAUGGUAGAUCAAAGAGGAGAGCUUUGCCUGCUAUACCUACGAAUGUACCUGCCCCCGAACCACCUCAGUGGGAACCAGAUUACAAACCUCAAAUCCCAAGUGAACUUACAGCGCCUUCAGCCCAAUACGCCUACGCGAGUCUCAGUGCACCCCCUCCGAACCUACCGCCGAGAAGGAAUCAGAGAUCUCAACAAAUCAGUAUGGGCUCUGCUCCUGGAUCAAGCAUAAACGUCAACGUAGCCGGACCCAGUGGUUCUGCAUCUGCAUCCGGCUGUGGAUCCGGAGUACGUCCCCCUAUGAGUACUGGACAGAGUAUCGGCACUAUCGUAUCUUCCACUUCCAGUUCGGGUGUAGGUGUCCCAAUGCAAUCUCCCCCAGCGGGUGCACCAGAUUAUCCUCCAACCAAUCAGCCUGGGUCGUCCUCCUCAUUAACAAAUAAGCCAAGGAGAGAUGCGGAGAAAGAAGUCUUAUUGAGAGCACAAGAUAGGAUGUCAAUUUGGUCAACUCAUUAUCUCGAUCCAUCUUUGAAACAAUCGUUAAUACAUGUUCCGCACCAAGUUACCAAUGCGGCUAAUAUCGCUUUGAGCGGAUUGUCAAGUGGACCAAAAGAAAAGUACAAUACGACGAUUGGAGCUCCGAUAGAUGGACUGGCAAAAAUGGCAAAAGAAUGGGUGGUAACUCCCGAUGCGAGGUUUAUAGCUGAACAUGGUGGGAUUGAGUUAGGUCUGGGUGUGAUCAAUUCACAUAAUCCGCAACAACAGGAUUGGGAGAAGGAUAAGGGGAGAAAGAAAGCGAGAGUUGAGGUUAGUAGUAAGACGGGUGGGAUAAAGGUUGAUAUUGUCGAACUAGAUCAAGACAGACAGAUUGAUCUGAAGAUCGAAACGAAAUCUGGUGAUGUACUUGUAUUACUACCAGAUGAAUUUCAUGGUCCAAUCCAUAUAACAUCCUCUCGCCCUCCUGAAUCACUAUCGAUAAUAUCCCCAUUACUCAAACCGCUGUCAAACCCUUACUCCAAUUUCUAUACGACGUUUAUGGUCCCCCUAUCGCUUUCGAGAAAUAUGAAGAAAUCCAAUUCGGUCGAAUACAACUCUAAUGUAAACCUUGAGAAAUACCUUCCAAAGAGCUUCAAAGAGCAAAGUGAUCUUUUCGAUCAAUUGUAUGGUGGAUAUCAAUCGCAUUCGAGGAUUGAUCAUUCGAAAAUAUCCAUUAGGUCCGAUAAAGGGCGGGUAGUUUUGGGAUUGAGAGAAUCGAAAGAUGAAAGGGAUCUUGAAGGAAUGGGUUUGAGGGUCGGUGUGAAAGGUGGUGAAGGGAAGAGAAAGAGGUGGUGGAGGAUGUCAACCUAA
Messenger RNA from Kwoniella botswanensis, 1956 nucleotides. RefSeq lists its product as uncharacterized. Bases 1 to 1956 code for a protein of 651 amino acids. The transcript is spliced from 5 exons. The record is from RefSeq and is a predicted model, not a curated record. NCBI's taxonomy places the organism in Eukaryota, Fungi, Basidiomycota, Tremellomycetes, Tremellales, Cryptococcaceae.